AUAGGCUAGUUUCGCUUUAUUAUGUUGUCGUUCUGAUGAAUUCAUAGACAAAAUGCCAAAAAUACUGGGCUCAUGCUGGGCUCUGUGACAAAAAGUGACGCAUGUGUGACAUUUGUAUACCGUCAAAAGUGUCAACUGUCAGGAGGAUAGGUUGGAUCAUUUGGAUAUUAUCGUUCGGAGUUUUGUUUAUAACUUAAUUAAAAAUGGAAACAGGAAGAAAAGUGGCUAAAAAGAGAGAAAGAAGUGAGAAUUGGUUAAGUGAAGACAAGUAUUUAUUAAUGGAGUUGGUCAGGGAGAGGGUGGCUGUGAUUGAAAACAAAAACACGGACACUAACACUAAUUCCAAAAAGCAGGCAGCGUGGGCAGAUUUGUUAAAUAGUUUUAACAGUAUGUGUAAGGGGAGCAAACGUAUCCUUCCACAGCUAAAAUCACAAUGGGGCAUCAUUAAGAUGCACGAAAAACGAUUAAAAUCAUUAGAGCGGAAGCAAAUCAUUGCUACAGGUGGCGGCCCACCGCCACAGUUGGACCCUCUAAAGAGUGAAGACAUCAGUGCAUGGCUUCCCAAUGAAUUUGUGAUUGACACAAAUGAAUUUGAUUCUGAUCAAAUCAAUCAGGUCAAGGUUGGAGGGCUGUCACCAGAUGAAAUCAUCUUAGAGGUACAUCAGGAGGAUGGAAUUACAGAAGAGGUCCUACCUCAUACUACUCCUCCUACUAAUCAUGAGAUGAGCAAAAUAAAUCAAGAAAAUGAGAACAAGAUCCUACCUAUAACUAAUGAGAAUGACCAGCGGAAAAAAGAAGGAAAUGAGAACAAGGUUGAGUCUGCACUGACCAAUCGUUUAAUAAGAAAAAAGAAGAAUAAAAAAAAAGAAAAUGAGAACAAGACAUCUGCUGCUGCAAAUGCCAUCGCAAGCGUGGAAAUCGAUUGCAGGAGAGAGCUCCACAGAGCUCAAAUGGAUAAUGAGAAAAGGAUAGCUCGAAAUUUAGAUUUAGAAGAAAUUUUGAUUAAAAAAAAAAAUUGAAUAUUAUGAAAAAAAUAAAUAAAAUGCUUUAAAAUAA
Maniola jurtina (meadow brown) is the source of this 1056-nucleotide messenger RNA. RefSeq lists its product as uncharacterized. NCBI's taxonomy places the organism in Eukaryota, Metazoa, Arthropoda, Insecta, Lepidoptera, Nymphalidae. Bases 204 to 1019 code for a protein of 271 amino acids. The transcript has 8 exons. The record is from RefSeq and is a predicted model, not a curated record.